This is a messenger RNA of Dacryopinax primogenitus, 2782 nucleotides long. RefSeq lists its product as uncharacterized. The transcript has 9 exons. NCBI's taxonomy places the organism in Eukaryota, Fungi, Basidiomycota, Dacrymycetes, Dacrymycetales, Dacrymycetaceae. The record is from RefSeq and is a predicted model, not a curated record. Bases 39 to 2702 code for a protein of 887 amino acids.
UCCCCUGUCCUCCACAUUUACCUUUUCCUUGCUGGACAAUGGCUGCCCCGGGGGAGAAUACCUUGCUCACAGCGAAGUUCUUUAGAGAUGACACUGUCGCCCUGCGUGAUCGGCCGACCGAGUUCGCGGUGCUUGUGCGUUGUUGGUACGACGCGAUGGAGGAUGUUGCGCUUCCCGACACUGGGGAUCCGCUUGAUCGUCAACUAGUACGAGGAGAGUAUGGUAUCACAUUCUUCACGAAUGGCCAGCGGGCGCUCGUCUCCGAGUCCGAUCUUAUCCUCAAGGACCGCGCCUUUCGUCCAGGCGAUAUUGUCAAGCAGCAUCUGACGGAUGUGAUGAGCGGGAUUGUCACUGAGACGUACUGCGAGGUGCAGCUGGAGCAUGCGAUCACUAAGCGUGCGUUGCAAGGGUGGAUCCCCAUGCGCGAGGUCGAAUUGGAUACAGAGGUGGGCGUGGGAGAUUAUGUCAUUCAUGGAAAUUGGAUCGGAACUGUACAAGAUACAUUUGAAGAGACGACGUGCAUCUCCCACUCGGGGAAACCGAGUCGAAUAGCGGAGCCUGGCGCACAUUUUCUCGUUGGGGAGAAGACCACCGAAAUCCUCGACCCUCGUUACCUUGCAUUUCUUGGCAACACAGAACGCGUUGUGAUUGCAACCAAACCUAUUGCUGCUGCCGUCUCGUGGCUUGCGCUGAACCAGUCUCUACCGGCCGCAGAAGCAGCGUCAAUACCCCGACCGAAGCGGAACUGGGCUGGCAGGGAGCUGAACGACCUUCAACGUGUUGUGCUUGGAAGUUACGACUGUCACCGGAUAAUGGAACGCGUUCGAUUCAAGGACCCGGAGGUCGCGAGGACGAGAGGCGCGCAGCCGUCUUUGUUUCCCAUGAACCGGACUACCUGCAUCGCAGUCGACACGUUGAUCGUUACUGAUACCAGGAUGCUUGUCACAAUACUGUGGCAGGAUGGUACGACGUCGAAACAUCAUUCAUCGGUGUCGGUUCCGCAUACCAACAUCGAUGAGUACGAUUGUUGGCCAGGUGAUCAAGUAAUGUGGAAGGGAGAAGAUGGGCCUCAGGCGGUUGUUGUACAGAAAGUGUCUCCAACACAACGAACUAUUGAAGUGAUGCUCUUAAAGGACCGGACGAAGGAGACAGUUUCCGCCUUAGAGAUCGAUCCACAAGGACCUUUACCGAGUAUAUACGGGGUACGACACGGUGAUAUGGUCUUAAUCAACCUCGUGAACAAUGGAGAACAGGCGCCCGUCGUACCAAGGCUAGGUGAGAUCGAACCCUGGAUCAGGACACCUGGCGAUGGCAGGAAUGGUUGGCGAACAGAGCUCGCUAAGCUCGGACUGCAGGCGCUGAACCGAGCGGAUCCUGGAGAUGGGCGGUUACGACCUGCCACUGACGUGGAGUGGGUGGGCCAGGUCAUCACAAACCGGCUAGACGGUGACAUCGAGAUCAUGCUACCAUCCGGCAAGACACUUGUUGAGCCACUGAACAAGUUAUCAUUAUUGAUCGACGACGUGGAAGAGAUCCAGAUGGACGAAUGGUUGGAAGACGAGGAGGGUGAAGAGGGUGACGAGAUGGACAUCGACGGCGCUGGCAGUGAUUGGAGCGAAGGGAGCUGGGAGACUGUGGAUCAUGGGGAACAGGAGCAAGAUUGGGCAGCAGAGCAAGAAGACGAGCCGCCGCUCAUCCAUGUCACUCACCCCGAUGAUAUCGAGAUGAACGGGGCUGAAGAACCAGUUGCACCCGGGGGAUUUGCCACACCGUCAGGGGAGACAGGAAAGUCGACCGAACCUACGCCGACGCCCCCAAGAUCGAAUGCUGUAUCCCCGCCACCGCCUCCUACCCCCGCUGUAUUACGUGUGGACAGCCCAAAUUGGGAGCGGUUUGUCAUUCAAGAGCAAUGCCCACCAGAUCACCACUUUGCCAAUCGAGAGUCUAGCGUGCCUGGCAAGGCAUUCUUAGGCAGGUUGCAGAAGGAGUACAAGGUUCUGCAGUCAAGCCUGCCAGAGACCAUUCUUGUGCGAGCAUAUGAAGACCGCACAGAUCUUCUCCGGUGUCUCAUUAUCGGACCCGACAAUACGCCGUAUGAAGAUGCUCCCUUCGUCAUUGACUGGUAUCUUGAGCCCACAUUUCCUCAAGCGCCACCUCAGGCGCAUUUCCACAGCUGGACCAAUGGAAAUGGUCGAGUUAAUCCUAACUUGUACGAAGAAGGAAAAGUUUGCCUUUCCAUCCUGAAUACUUGGACCGGCGACCGUGCCGAGUCCUGGAGUGCUGCACGUUCGUCCCUGUUGCAGGCCUUUGUCUCCAUUCAGGGUCUCGUGCUGGUCAAGGAACCGUGGUUCUGUGAGCCCGCAUACGAAAAGCUCCGUGGCACCCAAGAGGCCGAAGUCAGCAGCCGAUUAUAUAGCGAAAAGGCAUACGUUCUCUCCCGGGGUUUCGUGCGGCAUGCCCUGGAGCAACUUCCGGGAGGAUUAGAAAACGAAGUUCAGUGGCAUUACUACGACCGUCAUGUACUGGCCAAAGUCAUCCGUGACGCAAAUGAGCUUAUUUCAAAGAGCGAGCAAGAAGGGGACGACCCUCAUGUACCAGGUGAUCGAGCUGUACCGAGACUAACACAGGGAGGCAUCUUGCCACUACGUAGAACCCUCGCGAAGUUGCAAGUUCUUCUGGAUACUCGGGCAUCAGCUGCUUAACCUGAUCAACUGCCUUGGCUCGGAGGUUACAAUGCCACAUUACACAUCACGUUGUAUUCAUAUCAUGAGCUCAAUGUCAU